Messenger RNA from Raphanus sativus (radish), 1259 nucleotides. RefSeq names its product S-adenosylmethionine carrier 1, chloroplastic/mitochondrial. Gene Ontology annotation, cellular component: mitochondrial inner membrane. Bases 109 to 1083 code for a protein of 324 amino acids. Gene Ontology annotation, biological process: transmembrane transport. Lineage: Eukaryota; Viridiplantae; Streptophyta; Magnoliopsida; Brassicales; Brassicaceae. Gene Ontology annotation, molecular function: S-adenosyl-L-methionine transmembrane transporter activity. The transcript is spliced from 13 exons. The record is from RefSeq and is a predicted model, not a curated record.
AAAGUGAACUCUGUGCUAUCUCUACCUGUUCCUCCCUCUACUCUAUACCUACUCCUCCUCCGCGUGUAAUGAAAUUGAAUUGGUGAAGUUAGGUUAGAGAAGCUUCUGAUGGCUCCCCUUACACUCUCUGUUGAUGUGAAGAGCUCUUCAUCCACUGCUCCCGAUGUUUCGAGUAGGGUAGUGCAGAUUCCACAGAUCAAAAAGAGCAAAGGCUUUGCUUCAGUCAAUACGCAAGACGAAAACCCUUUUGAUUUCUUCCGCACUCUCUUUGAGGGAUUUAUAGCAGGAGGUACGGCUGGAGUUGUAGUUGAAACAGCUUUAUACCCUAUUGAUACUAUAAAGACUAGACUUCAGGCAACUCGUGGAGGUGGGAAGAUUGUGUUGAAGGGUCUCUAUUCAGGAUUAGCUGGAAAUAUCGCUGGUGUCUUACCGGCUUCGGCUUUAUUUGUGGGAGUUUAUGAACCCACAAAGCAGAAACUGCUUAAGACCUUUCCUGAUCAUUUAAGCGCAGUUGCUCACUUGACUGCAGGGGCUAUCGGUGGACUUGCUGCCUCUCUGAUUCGAGUGCCUACAGAGGUUGUGAAGCAGAGAAUGCAGACUGGACAGUUUGCAUCAGCUCCCAACGCUGUUCGAGUUAUUGCAUCACAAGAGGGCUUCAGGGGUCUCUAUGCAGGAUACCGAUCCUUCCUAUUGAGAGAUUUGCCGUUUGAUGCUAUUCAGUUCUGCAUUUAUGAGCAGCUAUGCUUGGGGUAUAAAAAAGCAGCGCGUAGAGAGCUUAAUGAUCCUGAGAACGCUCUCAUUGGUGCAUUUGCUGGUGCUCUGACAGGAGCUGUCACCACUCCGCUUGAUGUUAUUAAGACAAGAUUAAUGGUUCAGGGAUCAGCUAAACAAUAUCAAGGAAUAGUAGACUGUGUUCAAACAAUUGUAAGAGAGGAAGGAGCUUCUGCUCUCUUAAAGGGUAUAGGGCCAAGAGUGUUGUGGAUAGGUAUUGGUGGUUCAAUCUUCUUUGGUGUCCUUGAGAGCACGAAGAGAACACUUGCAGAGAGACGUCCCAAGACGGUUAAAGAAUCGAAAGAGGAUUGAGUUUCUUGCACACUAUUCUUGAGGACUAUAAAAAUGGUUGAAAGGUGAUACUGUUGGACAUUCAACCGAGCCCCUUUGUGUGAGUUCUAUGUGAUCAGACUGUGAAUCAUGAUCAUUUCAACUUUCUUUCCCCAGAUAAAAUAAAGUGGCAAAAUAUCAAAUUCGAUGUUAUUAAA